AUGAAGAAAACAAUCCUUGUCACUGGUUGCAAUCGUGGUAUUGGUUUCUGUCUCAUUCAGAAACUUAUCAAAGAUGUGAAUAAUAUUGUUAUUGGUACUACUCGUUCAACUACUAGCGCACUAUCCGACUUGAAGGAAGCUAAUCAUGAUCGAUUACAUAUUAUUGAAAUGGAUGUUGGAAUAGAAAAGAGUAUUACAGAUGCAUUUUUAAAAAUAUCAAAUAUUUGUAUAUGUCUCGAUGUAGUUAUUAAUAAUGCUGGAUAUGCACCUGAUAAAACGAAAAAAGGAGAAAAUGUUUCUCGUUCUGAUAUGAUGAAUGCAUUCGAAAUUAACACGCUCGGUCCAUUGCUGGUUAUUCAACAAUCACUUCCAUUGCUUAGGAAUGGUCUUAUGAAAAAAAUUAUUAAUAUUUCUUCAUUACUUGGCAGUCAUGCAAUGAAUCCUGGAAGACAAAUUGCAUAUUCGACUGCAAAAUGUGCAUUAGGUAUGAUCACCAGUGUUUUUGCAAAAGAAUUGGAAAGCGAAGGAUUUACCAUCGUAGCAGUUCACCCCGGCACUGUUGCCACCGACAUGCGACCUGAUUUGAAAUUACCUGGUGCAAUGCCACAUAUACAAGCAGAAGAGAGUGCAGAUGGAAUUUUGAAUAACGCUGUUUUUGCAAAAGACAAUUUAAAUGGACGAUUUAUUACUUGGAAUGGAGAGACUAUGGCAUGGUAA
Molecule: messenger RNA, 717 nt
Organism: Adineta steineri
Lineage: Eukaryota; Metazoa; Rotifera; Eurotatoria; Adinetida; Adinetidae
Source: the annotation of a GenBank genome assembly